Molecule: messenger RNA, 1221 nt
Organism: Tilletiaria anomala UBC 951
Lineage: Eukaryota; Fungi; Basidiomycota; Exobasidiomycetes; Georgefischeriales; Tilletiariaceae
Product: D-tyrosyl-tRNA deacylase
Exons: 5
Coding region: 420-1079 (219 amino acids)
Biological process (GO): tRNA metabolic process
Cellular component (GO): cytoplasm
Molecular function (GO): D-tyrosyl-tRNA(Tyr) deacylase activity
Source: RefSeq, a predicted model, not a curated record
GUCACUAUAGACUGUAUGAAAGACAGAUAGCCCAAGCCUGUGUCGAGUUGCAUAAUCCUUGCCUCCUCUAGGAGCUGAAUGCGGUUAUCGUCUCCGGCCACCCGUCCGCCCAGCGUCGGGAAACUCGCAACUUCCUACCGCCAUCUUUUCGAGUCUCGAGUCCGAGUCUCCAAAGCUGUCUACCAAUUCAAACAUCGCAAUCAGCAUAUGGUGAGCGGUGACAAUUCACUACUCACAACACUUAACCUGUACCCCAAGAAAACCAUAUACAUUGUAAAUUGGGACACGUCUCUAUUUGCACAGUGCUGUCAUCAGUGAUAGAAGCUGCGAACAAAGUCUGGCUUGCUCUCGCUCGUCCCUCGGCAGCUCCAGCUUAAAUCGACCGUGCAAGUGCAUGAUUGCGAACAGGAUCCACAACCAUGCGCGCAGUAUUGCAGCGAGUAAAGGCUGCUUCCGUGGAAGUAAAUGGCCGCAUCAUCUCACGCAUCGGACCCGGCAUCGUCGCGCUGAUCGGCAUCUCAACGGAGGACACCGCUGCCGAAAUUUCACCGCUUGUCACUAGAGUGCUCGGCGCCAAGCUCUGGAAUGAGGGUCUGACUGCCCAGGCGAUUCUCAGAGGCGAGGCGGAUAAGCUCAUUGUCGCUAAUGGGCAUGGGGGACGAGUUGUCGCCUCUAUACUCGAGGAUGCGAAUGGCAAGCUGGAAGAUCCAGUAAAACAAAACCCAGCUGAUGACACGCAAGACACGGCACUCGCACAGAAUGGCGCCCACAAAUCAGGAGGGGAAGAGCUGUGGGGCGGGAAACCUUGGAAAACAAAUGUGGUGGCUCUGGGCGGAGAAGUCCUUUGCGUCUCACAGUUUACAUUGCAUGCGCGCAUGAACAAGGGCACCAAGCCGGACUUUCACAGGGCCAUGGGCGGUCAAAGCGCGCGGGAACUGUACGAACAGUUUCUCGCUAGUAUGCGUGAAGCAUACAAAUGUGAUUGCAUCAAAGAUGGUCAAUUUGGCGCCAUGAUGGACGUUAGCUUCGUCAACGAUGGUCCCGUCACCAUCAUAUUGGACACUUUUGAUAAAAAGUAAUCACGAAGUUACACUACGACAGAGCCCAGAUCUCUGUGCUUCGUCGAAACGAUGUGCGCAGGGCAAAGCAUCUCCAUCUUUACUCACAUCUUGUAGCCUAAAAAUGGACGGCCAUAUGAAGCCGCCGCACUUGACAUAUCCC